Megalobrama amblycephala (Wuchang bream) is the source of this 1575-nucleotide messenger RNA. RefSeq names its product nematocyst expressed protein 3-like. NCBI's taxonomy places the organism in Eukaryota, Metazoa, Chordata, Actinopteri, Cypriniformes, Xenocyprididae. The transcript is spliced from 2 exons. Bases 408 to 893 code for a protein of 161 amino acids. The record is from RefSeq and is a predicted model, not a curated record.
AGUUGAUCUUCCUGAGCCAAGUCAAGUCACAGUUGAUCUUCCUGAGCCAAGUCAAGUCACAGUUGAUCUUCCUGAGCCAAGUCAAGUCAAGUCACAGUUGAUCUUCCAGAGCCUCGUCACAAUGUCAUCUCAGCAGACCUCCCAGAACCUCGUCACAUCUCAGCUGAUCUUCCAGAGCUAUGUCACGUCUCCGCUGAUCGCCCAGAGCCACGUCAUGUCUCCACUGUUCACCCAGAGUCUCAUCCCGUCAAAGUCUCAUCCCAUCAUCCCUUGUCUACGGCUGGUCGCUAGAUGGUCGCUCAAAGUACCGGUACUAAUAAAAUGAAGAACCGGACCAUUUUUAAAAGCAGGGUAUCGCUAUACCUUUCUAGUACCGGUAUAUCGUGCAACACUAGUCUACGGACACAAUGGCUGCUCCGCCAGUGUUUACGGACAAGAUGGCCGCUCCGCCAGUGUCUACGGACAAGAUGGACACUCUUCCAGUGUCUACGGACAAGAUGGCCACUUCCCCUGAGCCUUCUGAUGAGAUGGCUACCAUGCCUGAGCCCCAGGAGAUUGCAGCGCUGGCCAUUAUGGUCACAGCUAUCUGGUGUGUGUGGGCUGCGCACACAUCAAUUCCAGUCCUUGAAUCCACUCCAGAGCACACUCCAGUCCAUGAAUCUGCCCCAGAGACAGUUCCAGCCCAUGAGACUGCUCCAGUCCGUGAAUCCACCCCAGAGCCCACUCCAGCCCUUGAAUCUACUCCAGCCCAUGUAUCUGCUUCAGACUCCGCUCCUGUCGCCGAGCCCGCUCCAGACUCCGCUCCAGUUGCUGAGCCUGCUCCAGACUCCACUCCGGUUGCCGAGCCCGCUCCAGACUCCGCUCCUGAUGCCGAGCCCACUCCACUCCACUAGCCCGCUCCAUUCCACGAGCCUGCUCCACUCCACGAGCCCACUCCACUCCACUAUCCAGCUUCAGAAUCCGAAAAAGAGUCCCAAAGAGAUUUCCGAGAGGCUCUCCAAGGCACCUGACCCACUGUGGCUCUCCAAAGCACCUGACCCACCAUGGCCCUUCGAGGAGAGGUAUGUGGAGGAAUUUUCUGAGCUUGCUUACUUGGUGAACUGGCCAGAUGCCCCGCUUAACGCUUGUUUUCUGGCAGGUCUGGACGAGGACACGAUUUGCUUUUGUGAACCUGCAUGGUCAAAAAGAAUUGUGUUCUCCUCAACCAGUCCCCUCAGAAAUACAAGCGCCCUGGCCAGUUUGCCAGUCUGCCUCACCGGAGCCCCCAAUUAAAUCUGCUGCCUAGCCUGAGCCCUCACCCAAGGGAGAUGACUGGCUAAUAAACUUUUGGACAGAACCAGUAGCUCCAGUUAUUCCGGGGGCAUGUACCCGUGGGUGGGGAAUAUGUGAGUGGGACAAGUGGGACAGUGUAACCUGUCAUGCAGUUCACUUUUUCACCAUGAGUAUGAAGAUUUCACAACUAGUUUUAUGUUUUCAUAUGUAAUAUCCUCUUGAAGACAUGCUGAGAAGCACAAACAAACAUUACUCAAAGACAUUACUGUCUAAUGUAUAUCACACACUGAAGUACACCCUUAA